Nematolebias whitei (Rio pearlfish) is the source of this 780-nucleotide messenger RNA. RefSeq names its product sec1 family domain-containing protein 2. Bases 49 to 780 code for a protein of 243 amino acids. Gene Ontology annotation, biological process: intracellular protein transport; vesicle-mediated transport. Lineage: Eukaryota; Metazoa; Chordata; Actinopteri; Cyprinodontiformes; Rivulidae. The transcript is spliced from 5 exons. The record is from RefSeq and is a predicted model, not a curated record.
CUUGGAGACUCUAACUUUCCUUCAGUGCUGAGGCAGUUACUGCCCCUGAUGAAGCCCCGGGACAGCUCAUCCUCUGGUUCAAGUUGCAUGGAAGAUGAGUGCGGGCCAGAUGAGCUGAUCCUCCUGCUGAUCUAUUUGUACUCUCUGGCCAAUGAGGCUCAGCCCACGGACCAGGAUGCAGAAGUGGAGAAGGAGGAGCUGGAGAAGCUGGAGCAAGAGCUGAUUGGAGCACUCACCCUGGUCAUCAUGCAGGAGAUGGAACUUAGCCCUUUGUUCCAACAACUCACAGGUUCAAAUGCAGAGGAGCUGACCACAGAGAAGGCCCAUUCUGCAGUGGAGGGGAUGUUCAGGACCCUCAGAGGUUUGAGCAACACCAGAGACCACCUCAAGCAGCUGCGCCACAUCUACACUGCAAGCGAUGGAGUCCAUCAGGCUACCUAUUGUCCAUUUCUGCGGCAGAUCUUACAGGAAGUUUUCCACCCGGACCGACCCGAAUGUCCUGACAUUGAGUACAUGUCUGGAGGCCUCACAAACCUGCUGAAGACUGGAUUCAGCAUGUUCAUGAAGGUGAGCCGUCCACAUCCUGGCAACAACCCACUGGUCUUUCUCUUUCUAGUUGGUGGAGUCACACCUUCAGAAAUUCGUCUCAUCAAAGACACAGUUGCCACCUACAAACCUGGUACCCAAGUGCUGGUCCUCUCCACCAGGUUACUAAGACCCACAGAUAUCCCCGAGCUGCUCUUCGCCACCCAAAGACUGGUGCCUGAUGUCGGUUUCUAA